Musa acuminata subsp. malaccensis (wild Malaysian banana) is the source of this 1211-nucleotide messenger RNA. Its product is annotated as phosphate metabolism protein 8. The record is from RefSeq and is a predicted model, not a curated record. Lineage: Eukaryota; Viridiplantae; Streptophyta; Magnoliopsida; Zingiberales; Musaceae.
CGCACCCCGACCUUUCUUCUUCCCCCUUCGCCCUCUGUUUCCAACGCUCUGUUUCGUAGAGGACACCAAAUCUUGCUUUCUUCACCCUUCCCUCCGUUUCUCCGCCCCGUGUUCUGCCCUGCAUUGUCUCUCGACGUCGUCGGCCUUCUGAUUCCGACCAAGAUGGAAUUCGAUGACCACUACCGGCAGGCUCAGAGGGCUACAUACGAUUGCCUUCUCUUCGAUCUCGAUGACACUCUCUACCCAUUGAGUUCUGGCAUCGCAACCGAGUGCCGUAAGAACAUUGGAGAUUACAUGCACGAGAAACUUGGGAUCGAGGAAAGCAAGAUAUCGGAGCUGUGCGAUGUCCUAUACAAGAACUACGGCACGACAAUGGCUGGUCUAAGGGCCGUCGGCUACGACUUCGACUAUGACGAUUACCACAGCUUCGUUCAUGGAAGAUUGCCGUACAACAAGUUGAAGCCAGACCCUGUUCUUAGGCAGCUCUUGCUGAGCCUUCCGAUGCGCAAAGUCGUGUUCACGAACGGCGACGAGGUCCACGCUGCUGAGGUGCUCAAGAGGCUGGGGCUGGAAGACUGCUUCGAAGGGGUCAUAUGCUUCGAGACUCUGAAUCCACCGUCCUCCUCCUGCGGCACACAAACCCCGAGCGAAAUCUUCGACAUCGUCGACCACUUCUCGAAGCCUGACACUAGCGGAAUCGAACUACCCAAGACGCCGGUGCUGUGCAAGCCGUCCGUGGAAGCCAUGGAGCACGCGCUGAGGCUCGCAAACAUCGACCCCCAAAGAAGUGUUUUCUUCGAUGACAGUGCACGGAACAUUCGAUCAGGAAAACGCAUCGGUCUGCAGACCGUACUGGUGGGGACUUCACACAGAGUGAAAGGCGCGGACCAUGCUUUGGAGAGCAUCCACAACAUCAGGGAGGCGCUGCCGGAGCUGUGGGAGAAGGCAGAGAAAUCAGGCAGCAUCCGGCACUCGGGGAAGGUUGCGAUGGAGACAUCUGUGACUGCCUAAUCGUCGGGAUCGGUGGACCGGAGGGAGUGUACUGGACUUGUGGGGCCGCCGCUAGAUCAGCACACAAAAUGACAUGGUAAGGGAUUCGUUCGUAGCUGUGGGUCUGUCUUUUGUCUGGUUCAUGUAAUUGUUCCCACGAUUGGUCCAAUGUUGUAAUGUGGGCAUCAAGAAAUAAUUAUCAUUCACCUUUCUUUUUUGUA